Charadrius vociferus (killdeer) is the source of this 1569-nucleotide messenger RNA. RefSeq names its product sphingomyelin synthase 2 (gene SGMS2). The coding region runs from base 192 to 1289 and encodes 365 amino acids. NCBI's taxonomy places the organism in Eukaryota, Metazoa, Chordata, Aves, Charadriiformes, Charadriidae. Gene Ontology annotation, biological process: sphingomyelin biosynthetic process; ceramide biosynthetic process. The record is from RefSeq and is a predicted model, not a curated record. Gene Ontology annotation, cellular component: Golgi membrane; endoplasmic reticulum membrane. Gene Ontology annotation, molecular function: ceramide cholinephosphotransferase activity; sphingomyelin synthase activity. The transcript has 5 exons.
CUCUAGAGGAAAGAAAGAUUUGGCUUCACGACUUGCUUUACAGCAUCUGAAUAGUGAAAGCACAAUGUACAUCUUUUAGAGUUUUACAGAAAUCAUCUAGGAACAAUAACGUUGGACUUCGAGGAAUAACAGACUUCAGAGAGCCCAGAAAUUGUUCACUGAUAAAGCUGAUUUGGCCAUACAGCUUGGGAAUGAAUACCAUUGAGACAGCAAAGCUUGAAGAGCAUAUGGAGGGUCAAAACAAUGACACUUCUAAUGGCUACUCACGACCUACUCUCUCAGUCAGUGAAGAGAAUAAAAAUGGCACUAGCAAACCAAAGGGCUUGUCUAAUGGCUUGCGAAAAACAACAAAGAAAUACCCUGAUUACAUCCAGAUUGCUAUGCCUGCUGAAUCUAGGAACAAAUUUCCUCUGGAAUGGUGGAAAACAGGCAUUGCCUUUGUCUAUGCUCUCUUCAACUUGAUUCUAACAACUGUCAUGAUCACUGUGGUUCAUGAGAGAGUACCUCCAAAGGAGCUAAGCCCUCCCUUGCCUGAUAAAUUUUUUGAUUACAUUGAUCGUGUGAAAUGGGCUUUUUCUGUAUCAGAAAUAAAUGGAAUGAUACUAGUUGGAUUAUGGAUAUUCCAGUGGUUAUUUCUUAGAUACAAAUCAAUAGUGGGACGGAGGUUCUUUUUUAUAAUAGGAACUUUGUAUCUGUACCGCUGUAUUACUAUGUACGUUACCACCUUACCUGUGCCUGGAAUGCAUUUUCAGUGUGCACCAAAGUUGAAUGGAGAUUCUCAGGCGAAGGUUCAGAGGAUCCUGCGACUGAUUUCUGGUGGUGGUCUAUCCAUAACUGGAUCACACAUCCUAUGCGGAGAUUUCCUGUUCAGUGGUCACACUGUGGUGUUAACGCUGAUCUACCUGUUCAUCAAAGAGUAUUCACCACGUCAUUUUUGGUGGUAUCACUUAAUCUGCUGGCUAAUGAGCGCUGCUGGCAUAAUUUGUAUCCUUGUCGCUCAUGAACACUAUACCGUAGACGUCAUCAUUGCUUACUAUAUCACCACACGGCUUUUCUGGUGGUACCACUCAAUGGCUAACGAAAAGACUUUAAAGGUCUCUUCGCAGACAAAUUUUCUCUCUCGAGCAUGGUGGUAUCCAAUAUUUUAUUUCUUUGAGAAGAAUGUGCAAGGCUCUGUUCCUUGCAGCUUUUCCUGGCCAAUAUCUUGGCCUCCCAGCUGCUUCAAAUCUUCAUGCAAAAAGUAUUCACGGGUUCAGAAGACAGGAGAAGACAAUGAAAAAUCUACCUGAAGAAAAUGAAAGCAUCUGCUCUGUUUUGUUGUUUUGUUGGUGUUUUUUUUUUUUACUAAAACAUUAAUGCUGUAACCAAAGUUCUUAAGAGGACUACACUGUAACUGAAGAAGUGGACCAAGCUUCUGUGCAAUCGAUUGGAAAGACAAUUGUAGACACAUAUAUUGCCAUUUCAUAUGUUUUUCUAUCAUCAGGCUGUACAGACCUAUUCUACUCUUCAGUGCAAAUAGAACGCACCACUGAUGGGAUUUUUUUAUUAAAGAAAAAUGGAGCAGAACUU